Messenger RNA from Aureobasidium pullulans EXF-150, 1649 nucleotides. Its product is annotated as RMND5A protein. The transcript has 4 exons. The record is from RefSeq and is a predicted model, not a curated record. Gene Ontology annotation, biological process: proteasome-mediated ubiquitin-dependent protein catabolic process. NCBI's taxonomy places the organism in Eukaryota, Fungi, Ascomycota, Dothideomycetes, Dothideales, Saccotheciaceae. Gene Ontology annotation, molecular function: protein binding; ubiquitin protein ligase activity. Gene Ontology annotation, cellular component: nucleus; GID complex; cytoplasm. Bases 107 to 1348 code for a protein of 413 amino acids.
GCGACCUCUGUGGACGGCCAGUUGCAGUAGCACCGAGGUGGGCAUGCUCUUGCGACUAGUCGCUACGACCUGAACAAAAGACCAUUUGACGUCGGACUGAUGCGCCAUGGAGUCGCUGCGGUUGGAGCAGCAAAAGCUCGACAAGAAGGGAAACCUGUCAAAGACGAUCGGAGAUGUGCAAAAGACGAUUGAUCUACUCACGGCGGCGCGAGAGGCCGUAGCUGCUGAUGGAACUGCGGCGGCGCCGACACUUGCAAAGGUCAAGCGACCGCUCAAGGCUUCUCUGGAUCAGGUGAACUCGGACAUCAAGGAGAUCUACUCUGCGCACAAGGACUACUCCAAAGCCCUAGAUAAGAAAUUCAAACCGCAACCGAUACCCGCUUCCCAUCAUGAUGCCCUCUCGUCGCAACCCGCUCUCACCAAUCGCGCCAUCGCAAUGCACCUCCUACGUGAGGGCCAAUUUGACGUCGCCCAAACCUUCCUAUCAGAGCUGGAAUCGAGGCCGAAGCCUGCAAGACAUGAUCAAGAUGAGGACAGUCUCAUGCAAGAUGGUGACAACAUUGAACCCAGCCACACCGACUUUAAGAUUCCGGGCGACAUGCAAUCACAGUUUGCUCACAUGUACACUGUUCUCGAUGCAUUACGCAGACAUCACAACCUGGACCCAGCCAUCCAAUGGGCCCGUCAACACAGCCAUAGACUCGACCAGAGAGGUUCGAAUCUGGAGUUCGACCUAUGCCGUCUACGCUUUGUCGAGCUCUACUGUCAGGACAAUGAUCCCAACGACUACAUGUCCGGCCCAUUGAAAGCCCUGGAAUACGCUCGUCAAACUUUCCCCAAUUUCUCUGCCAGGUAUAUGCGUGAGACUUCCUCGUUACUCGGCUCUCUGGCCUUUGCUCCGGCUUUAACCUCAUCCCCAUACAAGAGUGUCUUCUAUAACAAUGAUGCCUGGGAACAUGCGGCAUCCAGCUUCAUUCGCGAGUUCUGCGCCAUGCAGGGGCUCAGCGAAAAGAGCCCCCUCUACACUGCCGCAACAGCCGGUGCCAUCGCUCUCCCUGUGCUCGAGAAACUCGAGCGAGUCAUGGGUGAAGUAGGAGGUCAAUGGACAAGUGUUAACGAACUACCUGUCGAGAUCCCACUACCACAAUCAUAUCUCUUCCACUCCAUCUUUGUCUGCCCCGUCAGCAAAGAACAAGGUACAGAUGCCAAUCCACCAAUGAUGUUACCCUGUGGCCACGUCAUUGCAAAAGAGUCGCUUGAGAAGAUUAGUAGGGGAAACAAAAGGUUCAAGUGUCCUUAUUGUCCCGUCGAAGGACAUCCCAAAGAGGCCAGGAAGGUCUUCUUGUAACCUCCACCCCUUCUCUUUCUGCGUUGACGACGAUCACAUUGCUUUUCCAUCAUUUCUUUUUCCAAGUACUGCAUAGCAUCAGGCGUUUUUCUGGGAGGGCUCUUGAAAGAGCGGAUGGCGAGGUAUGGACUUUCACCAGGAGAGAUUCUGGCCCUUAUGAGGGAAUCGCGAUGCUGUCUUUUUCUCACAUGGGAAAGCCCUUUUGUAUAUUCAGAUCUAUGGGCUGUUUUUCAAUUCUAUCAUUUCGUGUACAACAAAGUCGAUUUUCCUCUUCGAAGAAUAACUAUGAGAUCUUCCCACU